This is a messenger RNA of Rotaria sordida, 207 nucleotides long. The record is from the annotation of a GenBank genome assembly. Lineage: Eukaryota; Metazoa; Rotifera; Eurotatoria; Philodinida; Philodinidae.
AUGGAAAUAUCAAAUAAUCCUGAAGUUAUUCGUCGAAUAGGUCAUUUUGCAAUGAAAAGAGCAUUAGAAGUUGAUAUUUAUGGAAAUGUUAAUUCAACACAUCUUCUUGGAUCAUCUAUGAUCAAUGAUAUUGGUGGUAGUGGAGAUUUUACUAGAAAUCCUCGAAUUAUUCAAUCUUUUUUUUUUGUUCUUAUUUAUUUAUUUUAA